AUGUCGGAUCCUCGAGACUACACUGUUGGUUGGAUCUGCGCUAUUCCUGCAGAGUUCGCUGCUGCCCGCGCUUUUCUUGAUGAACAACAUCCAGGGCCUGAAGCAGUCGCGCAAAAUGAUAAUAACACCUACGCGCUGGGUAGUAUGGGAAAACACAAGGUUGUUAUAGCUGUUAUGCCCAAGAAGGAGUACGGUAUAGCUGCAGCUGCCACAGUAGCAAGGAAUAUGGUCCACAGCUUUCCAAACAUCUCCAUCGGAUUGAUGGUUGGCGUCGGUGGAGGAGCUCCUAGCCAACAUCACGACAUCCGCUUAGGUGACGUCGUUGUUAGCACUCGCCAAGCUGGCAACAGCGGUGUGAUACAGUUUGACUACGGAAAAGCAAUACAGAACCAGGGGUUUGUCGAAACCGGGAGCCUGAGCCACCCCCCAUCGGCAUUGUUGAACGCAGUUGCCGGACUUGAGACUGACUACCUGAUGAAGGGUUCUGAACUCACCAUCAAGGUGAACAGGGUGUUGGAUCAAUGGAAGAGACUGCGCAAAACACACUCUCGCCCGCCUGCAAGCACGGAUCAGUUAUACAGAUCGGACUUUGUACAUCCUCGCAACUCAACAGCAGCUUGCGGCCAAGAGUGUAUACCCGACAUCCACAACGUGGUCCCUCGACAUGAGCGGGGCGAAGAGGAAGACGACCCAGCUGUCCACUACGGACUGAUUGCUUCUGCAAAUCAGGUAAUGAAGAAUGCCGAGAUUCGUGAUAGGCUUUCAAAAGAAAAGGGCGUUCUUUGCUUCGAGAUGGAAGCUGCAGGGUUGAUGAACCGUUUCCCUUGCCUUGUUGUGCGAGGUAUAUGUGAUUACUCUGACACACACAAGAAUAAGGCAUGGCAGGGCUUUGCGGCCAUGUCCGCAGCAGCAUAUGCAAAGGACCUGCUUCAAAAAGUCUCGCCUGACAAGAUCAGGGCCGAGAAGAGAAUUAAAGAGAUCCUGGAAGCCAUGGAAGGGUCUUUGGCUUGCAUCAAGUCAACAACAGGAGAUAUCAAGACUCAAUUCGCCGCCAUGGGUUCCAGAAACCAGCAUCAGAAAGUCAACAAAUGGCUUUCACCCCCUGAUACUUUCACCAAUUACAGCCAAGCGAGAGAAUGCCGUCACAAGGGGACUGGAACGUGGUUUCUCGAAAGCCAAGCCUUCACGGAAUGGAAACAUGGACUACGACGACAACUUUGGCUUUAUGGGAUGUCCGGCAGUGGCAAGACUGUUCUCAGCACCACUAUCCUCGACAAUUUGACUGAGACUGGCGAAUUUGUUACACUGAGUUUCUUUUUCGACUUCAGCAAUGUCAACAAACAGAAGCCAGACGACGUGUGCCGGUCUCUCGCAUUCCAGCUGUAUACCAAGCGGGAAGAAUCAAGAAAGCAGCUUGACAGUCUCCUGGCAUCCCAUGACGACGGACAAAAACAGCCGACAACACAGGCCUUAUCUCAGUGCCUUCAAGAGAUGAUGCAGUCCACUGGGAGGCUGUGCAUCUUGCUUGAUGCUCUGGACGAGUGUGUUAAGAGGACCGAGUUGUUGAAAUGGAUUCAGGACUUCAUAUUCAGCCCUGACCUCACCUGCGUCCAACUCAUCGCCACUAGCCGACCUGAGGAGGAGUUUAUACGGGAAACACGCAAUUGGAACGACUUGAGUACUUGCGUUCGGCUUGAAAAAGAGUCGGUGAAUGUAGAUAUCCAGUCCUACAUGGAGACCAGGCUCGCAACAAGCAAAGAGUUUAGCAGGUGGGCCUCGACACCGUCAAUACUACAACAGAUCCGGGAUGAAGUCGGAAGAAAGGCAGAUGGAAUGUAA
This is a messenger RNA of Colletotrichum higginsianum IMI 349063, 1839 nucleotides long. RefSeq names its product Ankyrin repeat protein. NCBI's taxonomy places the organism in Eukaryota, Fungi, Ascomycota, Sordariomycetes, Glomerellales, Glomerellaceae. The record is from RefSeq and is a predicted model, not a curated record. The transcript is spliced from 2 exons. Bases 1 to 1839 code for a protein of 612 amino acids. Gene Ontology annotation, molecular function: catalytic activity. Gene Ontology annotation, biological process: nucleoside metabolic process.